Molecule: messenger RNA, 3473 nt
Organism: Lolium rigidum
Lineage: Eukaryota; Viridiplantae; Streptophyta; Magnoliopsida; Poales; Poaceae
Exons: 8
Coding region: 336-3266 (976 amino acids)
Biological process (GO): negative regulation of DNA-templated transcription
Molecular function (GO): transcription corepressor activity; acyltransferase activity, transferring groups other than amino-acyl groups
Source: RefSeq, a predicted model, not a curated record
UUCAAUGGAGUGGAAGAUCUCAAACUUGUAUCAGACUAUGAUCUGCCAUCGUCAUUUCAAGGAAAGAUGGGAACCGUUCCAGGUGGAAACUAAAUCAUCAAAACAUAAGCAAGUCAUUUAUUUCUGCUGUCUUAUUCCAGGUGACAAUCUUGCUGACAAUUCUGGACUAGGCAGUGGGAGGGUGACAAAGACAUUGAGUUUUGCACCAGUUGCAGUAAAGAACAUCUUGCGAUGGACUUUCAAUGAUAUCUACAUAUGUGCGUGCAACUUGACAACUGCCAGUUGUCUGAGCAAUUAUUUCUAGAGAAAUCGUAUCUGAAGAUCCAGCAAGCAGCAUGCCUCUAUUCCCGGUGCUGGCAAGGUCUGAGAAUGGCACCGCUGCCAACCAGUUCCACGUGCUCAACUCUAGCAGCGGCGGCUCUGUCAGACAGGCGAACGACGCCCCGAAGUUGGGCCGUUCGGCGCCGGUGCACGCCAUGACCACUUACAGCCCUCCGGCCACCGGCUGGGCUUCAGCGACGGCAGUGGCCCUGCGUCCUCCGUUCGGAGCUGUGACGUCACCGAUGCAACAGACGCCCCCGGCGCACCUGCUGCAGCAGCUCAUGAUCUUAGCGGGGUCUUCUUCGCGGGCGCCGUGGAUGCAGAGCUACACGCAGGCAGGCCAGCCACCAUCUUUAUUCUCCCCUCCAGGAGAGCCCGUGGUAUGCUCUGCUUCUCCACAGAUACCGGCAGCUAGCUCUGGCGCCGUCCAUGGCGCCAUCUCCGCUGUACAGAGCGAUGCCAGCGGCAGCCACUUCAAUCCCAUGGACAUCGGUGCCGGCCGUGCCAUCGCAGCCAUACAAAGUGACGCCGGCGGAAUUCACAGUAGUCCCUGGGGCACCGGCGCCGGUCGUGGCGCUGUCACAACUGUAAAAAGCGACGCUGGUGGAAACCACAGUAAUUCCAGGGGCAACAGCGCCGGUCGUGGCACCAGCGCCAUUGAAAAAAGCGACGCCGGCGGUAAUCCCAGGGGCACUGUCGCCGGCUGCGGCAGACUGGCGAGCGCGCGGUCACUCGAGAUCGCCCCUGUCAGUACCACUGCCAUGCCACAGGCCGUGGGCGAUGGAGACACCGCUGCGAUGCAAGUUCUGGGCCCUGUGUUGGCCAUGCCGACCACCGGAGCUGCUGCCAAAAGGAAGGCUGCAGUUCGAUCGCCAAACGGCCGCCUACGGAAGCCACGCGCGCCCAUGGUGAGCAGGGGCACUCCUGCGGGGCCUAAGAAGGUCCCCAACAAGAAUGCCGUUGCCAUCUCCGGCGAACCGGCAGGCACGCAAACUGGUGCCCAAGGCAAUGAACUGCCGAAGGCUGUCUCCCCCGCAGCGCCGCUGACCAAAGGCAGGAAGAGGAAGAGCGUGGCCUCCGGCGCCGCACCCUCACUGGCAUCAAUGGCGCCGAGCAGCGCAGCCACCCGGUGCAGCCUUGUCACCAGGCGAAACAACAGAAGCAGCAGCACGGCGUCCACAGCGCGAGCAAAGAAGCACACCAUCCUGACAUGGCUGAUGGACAGCGGUGUGCUCAAGGAGAAAGAGAAGAUGUUCUACAUGACGAGGCCGGAGCUUGCUGCUGCAGGCAACAACAGCAACUGCGGCACCGCAAAAGUCGUCACUGGCACGGUCACCCGGGCCGGCAUUCACUGCAGCUGCUGCAACACCGCCAUGCCGGUCCCAGCUUUCACCUCCCACAUCGGCUUCAGUGACGAGACAUCGCAGCCGCUAGCGUGGGAGCAGCUCCUGCUCACGUCCGGCAAGCGGCUGCUGUGGUAUGUGCAAGAGGCGUGGAAGAAAGAGAGCAUGAGGAUAUUCCCCGCGGAGGAGAAGGCGGUGCUGGAGCAGGACAGGGACAGUAGCGCGCAGGCGAAGAAGAAGCUGAUUCUCAACGCCAGUCGAUGCAGGAAAUACGAUCUCGCCGUCGAGGGGGUCAAUGGCGGCGGGGACCAGAGUGACGAUGCGUGCGGCGUGUGCGCGGACGGCGGGCAACUGCUGUGCUGUGACAGCUGCCCGUCGACGUUCCACCCGGAGUGCCUCGGCGUGCAGGUGCCUGAAGGCUCCUGGGUCUGCCACUACUGCCGGUGCUUUGUGUGUCUCGCCCGCGAUGAUGGCCAUGACGGCGGCCUGUCCACGUGCCAGCAGUGCGCUCGCAAAUAUCACCAACAAUGCUGCCCGUCCCUGUUAGCCGGGCACGAGAUCAGCCCCUACUGCAGCAAAACCUGCAACAAGAUGGCUGCGAAGCUGGCUAAUAUAUUGGGAGCUACAAAUGCCGCCGGUGGAGAAGGCUUCUCAUGGUCCCUACUGAAGAUCCACAAGGACUCUACGCCUGGCUCCUCCUCAGAUUCUUGCGCCGACAUUGCCAUACUCGAGUGCAACGGGAAGCUGGCGGUGGCGCUGGGCGUGCUGAACAAGUGCUUCAACCCCAUGAAGGACAGGCGGACCGGCAUGGACAUGCUACACCAAGCUGUGUACAGCCUAGGAUCGGAGUUCAAGCGGCUGAGCUACGAAGGAUUCUACACCAUGGUCCUGGAGAAGGACGCGGAGAUCAUCUCAGUGGCAUUGGUCAGGUUUCACGGCAGCAAAUUGGCGGAGAUGCCGUUCGCGGGCACGCUGCCGCACUACCAGAGGCAGGGGAUGAUGCGCCGCCUUGUCAACGCCGUCGAGCAGGUUCUGUCGAUGUUGGAGGUGGAGAACCUGCUGAUUCCGGCGGUGCCCGAGGUGGUGGACACGUGGAAGCGUUCCUUCGGCUUCGCGCCCGUGGAACCACGGCUGAGGGAGGAGACCAAACAACUCAGCAUGGUCAUUGUCACCGGCACCACACUCCUCCAGAAACGCAUCAUCGCCGCUGCUGCGUCACCCUCCUCGAAGCAGCAACCACAUGCUGAGGACCAGGGUCAGGCGGCACCAGGUCAGGCGGCACCAGCGGCGCCGCCGAUGAGCGAGGACGAGCUGGCGUUCCUGGAGAUGGUCUGGCCGGUCUGCAGCUUCACCGACCUCGUUACCGGGAUCGCCUAUUCCCCACGCCCAUUCUGUGCAGACCCGCUGGCCGCCGCCGUCAGGGCUCCCGUGGGCAGUGGUUGUAGCCUGGGGAGGAGCUCUGCUGGUGGUGACGCUGGGGGGCGGCGGUCCUGUGGCAGCCAGGCGGCGGGCAGCUCUGGCGGUGGUGGCAGUAGCAGCGUGUUCAAGAACUACGCUGCGGCCGCGCGCGGCGGCAGCCUCCGGCUCGGCAUCAACAAGUGAUCGAUCGUGCCGUACGUGCGCGACGACGACGAGAUUUCAGAAGACUCUGUUGCGACUUUGGUUUUUUAGAGCCGAACUUGCUGUGACUUUGAUUCGGUCAUUUUGUUCCGUCGGUGACGUGGACCUGCAUGCUACACUGCUCCUUGGCGCUGGGUUGGUGUUUCCAGAUACUGUUCGAUCGUGCAACAUGACUUGGUUACUCUGAAA